GGCAUCGUCCUGGGGGCGCUGCUCUUGGUCUUCUGCUCCUGGAUGACGCACCAGUCGUGCAUGUUCUUGGUGAAGUCGGCCAGCCUGAGCAAGCGGAGGACCUACGCCGGCCUGGCAUUCCACGCCUACGGGAAGGCGGGCAAGAUGCUGGUGGAGACCAGCAUGAUCGGGCUGAUGCUGGGCACCUGCAUCGCCUUCUACGUCGUGAUUGGCGACUUGGGGUCCAACUUCUUUGCCCGGCUGUUCGGGUUUCAGGUGGGCGGCACCUUCCGCAUGUUCCUGCUGUUCGCCGUGUCACUGUGCAUCGUGCUCCCACUCAGCCUGCAGCGGAACAUGAUGGCCUCCAUCCAGUCCUUCAGCGCCAUGGCCCUCCUCUUCUACACCGUGUUCAUGUUCGUGAUUGUGCUCUCCUCUCUCAAGCACGGCCUCUUCAGUGGGCAGUGGCUGCAGCGGGUCAGCUAUGUCCGCUGGGAGGGCGUCUUCCGCUGCAUCCCGAUCUUCGGCAUGUCCUUCGCCUGCCAGUCCCAGGUGCUACCCACGUACGACAGCCUGGAUGAGCCGUCGGUGAAAACCAUGAGCUCCAUAUUUGCCUCCUCCCUCAAUGUGGUCACCACCUUCUACGUCAUGGUGGGAUUUUUCGGCUACGUGAGCUUCACCGAGGCCACAGCCGGCAACGUGCUCAUGCACUUUCCCUCCAACCUGGUGACGGAGAUGCUCCGUGUGGGCUUCAUGAUGUCGGUGGCCGUGGGCUUCCCCAUGAUGAUCCUGCCCUGCCGGCAGGCCCUGAGCACGCUGCUGUGUGAGCAGCAGCAAAAAGAUGGCACCUUUGCAGCAGGGGGCUACAUGCCCCCUCUCCGGUUUAAAGCGCUUACCCUCUCUGUGGUGUUUGGAACCAUGGUCGGUGGCAUCCUUAUCCCCAAUGUGGAGACCAUCCUGGGCCUCACGGGUGCGACCAUGGGAAGCCUCAUCUGCUUCAUCUGCCCGGCUCUGAUCUACAAGAAAAUCCACAAGAACGCGCUUUCCUCCCAGGUGGUGCUGUGGGUCGGCCUGGGCAUCCUGGUGGUGAGCACUGUCACCACACUGUCUGUGGGCGAGGAGGUCCCCGAGGACUUGGCAGAGGAACCCCCCGGUGGCCGACUUGGAGAGGCCGAGGGUUUGGUGAAGGCAGAGGCAGCGCGACUCUCAGCCCAGGAUCCGGUGGUGGCCAUGGCCGAGGAUGGCCGGGAGAAACCGAAGCUGCCAAAGGAGAGAGAGGAGCUGGAGCAGGCCCAGAUCAAGGGGCCCGUGGAUGUGCCUGGACGGGAAGAUGGCCAGGAGGCACAGGAGGAGGCACAGCUUGAUCGCCCUGGGCAAGGGAUUGCCAUGCCUGUGGGCGAGGCCCACCGCCACGAGCCUCCUGUUCCUCACGACAAGGUGGUGGUAGAUGAAGGCCAAGACCGAGAGGUGCCAGAAGAGAACAAACCUCCAUCCAGACACGCGGGCAGAAAGGCUCCAGGGGUCCAAGGCCAGAUGGCACCACCUCUGCCCGACUCAGAGAGAGAGAAACGGGAGCCGGAGCAGGGAGAGGUUGGGAAGAGGCCUGGACAGGCCCAGGCCUUGGAGGAAGCGGGCGAUCUUCCUGAAGAUCCCCAGAAAGUUCCUGAAGCAGAUGGUCAGCCAGCUGUCCAGCCAGCAAAGGAAGGCCUGGGGCCAGGGGACAGGGACCUGCGUCCUCGGCCCCAGGCAGUGCUGUCUGAGCAGCAGAAUGCCCUGGCAGUGGGUGAAGGGGAAAAGGCCGAUGGGGUGCCGCCACCAGGCAACGCCGCCGGGGAUGCAGGGCAGCCUGCAGAGGACAGCGACCAUGGUGGGAAGCCUCCCCUCCCAGCGGAGAAGCCGGCUCCGGGGGCUGGGCUGCCGCCUGAGCCUCGCGAGCAGAGGGACGUGGAGCGAGCGGGCGGAGACCAGGCGGCCAGCCAGCUGGAAGCUGAGAUUAAAAAGAUAGUAGCAGAGGCUGGCAGGGCAGAGAUGCUGGACCAUGCCGUCCUGCUUCAGGUGAUCAAAGAACAGCAGGUGCAGCAAAAGCGCUUGCUGGACCAGCAGGAGAAGCUGCUGGCGGUGAUCGAGGAGCAGCACAAGGAGAUCCACCAGCAGAGGCAGGAGGAUGAGGAGGACAAGCCCAGGCAGGUGGAGGUGCAUCCAGAGCCCGGGGCGGCGGUGCCCAGAGGCCAGGAGGCUCCCGAAGGCAAGGCCAGGGAGACGGUGGAGAAUCUGCCCCCCCUGCCUUUGGACCAUGUCCUCAAAGCUCCCGGGGGCCGCCCCGCUCCACCCCAGGACCUUAACCAGCAUUCCCUGGAGCACCCUGAGGGGCCUACAGGCAGAGACCCUGCUGGCCCUCCUGAUGGCGGCCCUGACACAGAGCCUCGGGCAGCCCAGGCCAAGCCGAGAGAUGGCCAGAAGGAUGCCGCCCCCGGGGCAGCUGGCACGGUGAAGGGGCUCCCCAAGGGCCCAGAGCAGGUGCCCGUGCCAGACCCCGCCAGGGAAGCCAGGGGUCCAGAGGAGCACCUUGCAGAGGAAUUCCCCAGGCAAAGUCAGGACAUUACUGGCGGUGGUUCCCAAGACAGGAAAAAACCUGGGAAGGAGGUGGCAGCCACUGGCACCGGCAUUCUGAAGGAAGCCAACUGGCUUGUGGCAGAGCCAGGAGCAGAGACGGGAGACGCUCGCAUGGAGCCCAAGCAGAUGAGCCGAGACCUGGGCCUUGCAGCGGACCUGGACCUGCCCGGCAGGGCGGGAGGAGCGGCUGCACAGCCCCAGGCUGUGGUCCACCAGCCGGAACCGCGGGUCAUCUCUGACGGCGAGCAGGACGGACAGCAGGGCCACCGGCGGGACCAUGGCGGUCACCUGGAGAUGAGAAAGGAGGCCCACGGCGGGGACCAUGUGCCUGUGUCCCACGAGCAGCCGAGAGGCAGGGAGGACGCUGCUGUCCAGGAGCCCAGGCAGAGGCCAGAGCCAGAGCUGGGGCCCAAACGAGCUGUCCCGGGGGGCCAGAGGCCGGACAAUGCCAAGCCUAACCGGGACCUGAAACUGCAGGCUGGCUCUGACCUCCGGAGGCGACGGCGGGACCUUAACCCUCAUGCAGAGGGCGAGCUGGCCCCAAGGGACGGGGUCAUCAUUGGCCUUAACUCCCUGCCUGAAGUCCAGGUGAACAACCUCCGUGGAGCCUUGGACGCCCAGCUCCGCCAGGCUGCGGGGGGAGCUCUGCAGGUGGUCCACAGCCGGCAGCUUAGGCAGGCGCCCGGGGCUCUGGAGGAGUCCUAGCACCUGCUGGCCAUGAGGGCCACGCCAGCCACUGUCUUCCCCGGCGAGCAGCUGGUCUUUCUCAGCCGCAUCCCAGCCGAACUCUGGAGGUCACACUCAUCUAUCUCCAGGGUUUCACGUCUGAGGCCCUCACCAAGUGUGAGUGAGAGUAUAAAAGAGUCACUGUGGCAUUGUUUCCAGAAUGUUCUUGCUGUCGUUCUGUUGCAGCUCUUAGUCUGAGGUCCUCUAACCUCUAGACUCUGAGCUCACUCCAGUCUGUGAGGAGACAUGGCCUCCGCUGUGAGCCGGCCGGUGCACGCCCAGGCUCAGGCUGGGAGCCGCUGCGUCUGCGGUCAGGCCUCCUGCUUCUGCCAGGCAGCACGCGUGGUCUUCAGGUUGAGCUCGGCCGUGCGUGGAGGUGCACAUGGCUGCUGAUGGUCCCAGCACAGGCUACCGUGAGAGCCAGCGUCCAACCCCAAACUUGCAGCGACUCGGAAUUAUAACUGUUUACUGAUGUUUCCCACAGUGUGGCAGGAAGUUUUGAAUAAACACUUUUGCCUUCACCCA
Messenger RNA from Mandrillus leucophaeus (drill), 3840 nucleotides. RefSeq names its product solute carrier family 38, member 10 (gene SLC38A10). NCBI's taxonomy places the organism in Eukaryota, Metazoa, Chordata, Mammalia, Primates, Cercopithecidae. Gene Ontology annotation, biological process: amino acid transmembrane transport. Gene Ontology annotation, molecular function: amino acid transmembrane transporter activity. The transcript is spliced from 16 exons. The record is from RefSeq and is a predicted model, not a curated record. The coding region runs from base 43 to 3294 and encodes 1083 amino acids.